Molecule: messenger RNA, 1884 nt
Organism: Blumeria graminis f. sp. triticale
Lineage: Eukaryota; Fungi; Ascomycota; Leotiomycetes; Helotiales; Erysiphaceae
Source: the annotation of a GenBank genome assembly
AUGUACGAGAAUCCUAAUUGGCAACAAUUUGUAGCUGACCUGAAUUUUAGGUCCAAUAGAAGAAAUAAUCGACAAAUUCGAGGGCCACAUUCGGCCUUGACCGACUUUUUAGCCUCUCACAACAUAAGCGCAAACCAAAUCAAAGAAGAUGCAAUUGCACGAAAAGCAGCCAUUCUAGCCGCGCAGCAGAUCGAGAAUGAGAAUGGAGCCUCAUCGUCCUCUCAACUACCGUCCGACGCUCCGUUAAAUAAGGGCAGUGGCAAAGUGCACGGAAAGAAAAGAAAAUUAGAGCUGGAAAAAGCUAUAUCUAGCGCAAAGGCUUCCCAACUUUUGAAACGUAGUCGUACACUCGGGAUGGAUAAAGAUUCUACCGAAUAUAAUGAUCAAAAUGAAGAAUAUGUUUCAGAAGAUAAGUUAGCUAUAGUAGGCAAGAUAACAAAUUGCGAGAUAUGCGAAAAGAGAUUCACUAUAACAGUACACAAUCUAGUUGAUAAUACCAGUAAUGACAAAAGUCUUCUCUGUCCAACCUGUAUAAAAAAUUCGGAACACGCUGAUACGGCUAUGGAAAAGAGGAAUAAACAAAGAGCCGGUGCGACACGAAGAAAAAACGCGAGUAAUAUUCUAGAUGGUAUUUAUCCUGGUGCAAAGAACUUAGCUACUCUUUGUGUCGAGACUCUGGCAAACAAUGUUCACGAGGCGGAGAGCUUUGGUAAUCUACCCCUUGAGCUGGUGAAAAAACUCGGUGCAAUCCUCUCUAAGCGAAGACUCAUUACAUCUCCUAUAUUGGAUCUUUUCCUGGAGCAGAAGCACGAUUCUCUCACUAUAACUGAUGGUGCAAAACUAUGCUCAGAAGACUACAUUCGUAUCUUCCAGCUUGUCCCUUCAAUCAAACAUUUAAAGCUUCGCAACGCGAUACACUUCAAGAAUGUUGUAAUAGAUCAUCUACUAGGUACAACAGUAAAUCUAGAAUCGUUAGACAUUCAUGGUGCGAACCUAAUUGAUGAUGAAAGAUGGGAACGUUUCCUGACGGAAAAAAGUGCACAGUUGAGGAAUCUUAAAGUGCAUUUUACUGAUAAUCAUUUUGGAGAUAGCGUCAUAGACCUUCUGCCAAAGUGCUGUCCACAACUUGAGCGACUGAAAGUAUCCCAUAAUUCCAAAGUUAGUAACGAAGGCUUAGUAAAUAUUGGUCUUCUAGAAAACCUUCAAUAUCUCAGUAUUGAACUAUAUCGCCCAGUUGGAACUAAAUCGUUGACGUCAACUCCUUUAAUUAAGCUUCUCAACUCGAUUGGUUCCAAGCUCAGAACUUUCUCUCUCGAAACGGUUCCUCAGGUUGAUAACAGGUUACUACAAGCUAUACAUGAGAACUGUAGGCAUCUCACCAAACUUCGCAUUACUGGAAGUCAAUCAUUCACUGAUAGUGGAUUUGCCUCACUCUUCACUAACUGGAGCAAUGCCCCACUUAAUUUCCUUGACUUCUCAGAAUGUCGACAUGUCGACGCCGUUGAACCAUCUAGAAAUACUGAUAAAAUCGGACUCUGUUCAUCAGGGUUCCAGGCCAUAAUGUCUCAUUCCGGAUCUAAACUUAAGCAUCUUGACAUUUCAUCCUGCCGACACAUAUCACUUGAUACCUUUGAGGAGAUUUUUGCCACGGACAAGGUGUAUUCAGCCUUGGAACAUUUUGAUGUAAGUUUUUGUCAGGCAGUUAACGAUUAUGUUGUGGGAUGUAUUUUUAGAAGUUGCCCUAGUUUGAAAGUAUUGACAGUGUUUGGUUGUUUUGGUGUCAGAUCUAUCAAAAUCCCAAAAGGGAAGAUUUUAACUGGAACGCCGAAUGCAAUUGGUAUGCAAAUAGAGGGAACAGAAGAUGGUGAGGGAAGAGUUGUCUAA